AUGGCGACAGCAAGACCCCGAAUCUGCCAUAUCUGCAGCGUCACCACAUGCUUCCGAAAUUUCUGCCACUCGUGCGGCCACGCACUUUGUCCGACUUGUCUAUGCGAGAUCCCCACCGACGCUGCCGACACUCACAAAGCUUUUGUCGCCAACAACUACGCGCACCCGGCCAUGGAAGGCGGCGUCGAAUACAUAAGCCACGACAGGACGCCACCCGGCGAACCCACUGCUGUCGAAUAUGCCUCUACAGCACGGUCUUUGCUCGCCAAUCCUGAGGGUGUAAAGUCACAAAUGCCGGCGGGUGGUGGUGAACGCCUAGCGCCAAACUUUUAUUUCUUACCUUGGUUCAACCCCAUCAAACAGCUUGGCGGCAGCCUUUCCAAUAACCCGUUUAUCUUGGCCGAUCAGAAGAUGGCUCGAAUAUCGGCGCAGGCGGAGUCGACGCCGAAUAUAAACGAGCGCGUCGCGGCGUCCGAGUCGCGGCAUAUGUCGAGAUGGCAUGGUACUGACGCCGAAUCACUUGCAGAACCACUGCGCAAAUACCAGCAUAGGCACGACGAGAAGCGCAAAGUUGAGGAUAACGAUGAGGGGCGCUGGUCGUUCACUCCCGAAACUAUCGAGAUCCGAUCCAAACUUUCAUCACCUAUUCAUCCCAAGGCACCCACAAAGGCAGUGAAGCCGCGGCAUGAGGAAUGGGGAUACAUCCAAGGUACUGGUGAUGAAAACACACCUGGAAACAGUGGCAUCCUUGCGGAGCCUGGUGUUAGCAGGAGACCGGACAGUGAGCAAUCCCGGGAAAUACUGCUCAGAAAGACCUCGCGGGGGUUCGUACCUGUGGAUUCCAGGUCACAGUCGUACUGCAGCGUUGACGAGCAACCACUUUUGGGGGUGGAGGAAGCACCAACAAGCCAUACGCCUGAAAGUGAGAUGUUACGAGCAGAGAAGGUUGAUAGGCAUGUCAAGGCUGCCGACGUCGCUCCUGUUGUUGACAGUAAAACUGCUCUGAAGUGGCUUCAGAAUGGAAAUGACCAUACAACAGCUCCCUCGACGGUCGAGAGCUUCACUACAGCCUUCCAGGCCCAUCCCAAUCCCAGAUUUCUGGGGAAGCGCCAUAGUCCCGCGUCGUCUGAAACCAGAAUCCGUCGCGAAGUAGACAGCAUCAGUAUGCGGAGAAGGUCCAAGGGCUCAGACUACCCGGACACUUCUCUUGAACCUUCGACUAGCGUCCGGAGUCGUCAGGAUACACAGGCAACUGUUCGACUCGUUGGCGAAGGCAAAGACAAGGAUGCGUUCGAGAGCUAUGGCGCCGAGCCGUCUCUGGUGAGCGCCCAGUUAGAUCGCAAGCAGCGUCUCCAACAGGCACGGGAGCAAAUCUAUGCAUUGGGCCAGAGCUUCCAAGAACUCCAGCAGACCAUUGAACUGCGAAAUAAACAGGCAUCGGGCGGUUAUAAAAAGAUUUCGGACGAGAAUGGACGACAGACCUCGGAACAGACGCUCGAGAGGGAGCGGCUAACGCCUGCUGCAUUAAAUCCUGGUCUUGGUCGUGGCAGGCAACAGUUAACUCCUAGGGCUGAGCCAGAGCAGCGGCUUGAUGUAGUCGAGAAUGAAAGUGACGAAAAAGCCAGAUUUGAGGAACAACUCGACGCGAUCCAUCGACAGCAGCAGCAUCACACGUUGAACGAGGGGCCAACGGUGAGCAACGAGAUAAACGACGCCUACUACGAUGACAAUCACGAGUGCAUCUGGAAGGCCCGAUACCUAGCGCUCAGUACCGAGGUGCACCAGUUGCGGGAAAUGAUGUCAGAAAGGCAGUCCUUGUCGUCUGCUUCAGCCAAGGCUGUCGCCAGUGGGAUUGAGGACACGGAUAGUAACUUUGGGCUAGAGGGUCUGACCAUUGUUAUGCACUUGAAAGGAAAGGAUGAUUUGGUUAUCAAUACAGACCUAAGGGAGAGGUGA
Pyricularia grisea is the source of this 1956-nucleotide messenger RNA. RefSeq lists its product as uncharacterized. Bases 1 to 1956 code for a protein of 651 amino acids. The transcript has a single exon. Lineage: Eukaryota; Fungi; Ascomycota; Sordariomycetes; Magnaporthales; Pyriculariaceae. The record is from RefSeq and is a predicted model, not a curated record.